Messenger RNA from Cladophialophora psammophila CBS 110553, 789 nucleotides. RefSeq lists its product as uncharacterized. Bases 1 to 789 code for a protein of 262 amino acids. The record is from RefSeq and is a predicted model, not a curated record. The transcript has 2 exons. Lineage: Eukaryota; Fungi; Ascomycota; Eurotiomycetes; Chaetothyriales; Herpotrichiellaceae.
AUGAUCCCAUGGGUCACCUUCUGGGGGAACCCACAGGAACCUGACUGGCGAGUCGAUCUGCACGCCGAAAACUUAUACUACUAUGUCGAAAAAGGCCCAACUCAAAUCGUGCGCUACCGGGAUUCCCCAAUGCUUUGGUCGGCGGAUGAACGACAAUAUGCCAUUUCUCAACUCGGGACCAAAAGUAUUGGUUACGAAAGUGAGCACAUUGCCGGGUUACGGGAAACCCUUCAGUGGCUCGAGAAUCAUUUUGCAGCCCACUCAACGCAAGAAUCCUGUCGCCCGACCUCGCCUCACUCCGAAUAUCUGAGAGAUCUCCCGAGUCCGGCGGACCACUACAGUCCCUUGCCGCCACUUGACAUAGAUGACGAGCCUCGUUCUGCAACGUCGACGCCCUCGCCAAUCAUAGAACAGGAAAGGUCCUCACGGUCUCCCUUGGCUUUACAGGAGCUUAUGAAUCCCGCACCACUUACCCCCUCGAGCCUGAAGAGAAAAUCGUCUGAUGAACUUCUGCCAACUAUCCUUGCCGAUGACGAGGUUGAACAGGUCCCUGAUCUCGAAGUCAGUCUCCCGUUUCACGCCCACACUCUGAAAUACCCUCGAGCAGGUCAUUUCAUAGGCAACCCAGCAGGUACUCGGACACGCCGAGGCGUGAGAAUGCGACGAGCACGAUCAGGUCAACGGCACCAUUCAUCGCAAGAUCCCCUUGAGACGGAGCAAUUCGAGAAGGAUGGCCAACUACUUCUCAACUUGGCCCAAGGCCCCAGGUCUCUAGGAAACCCAACUUGA